Molecule: messenger RNA, 975 nt
Organism: Alternaria incomplexa
Lineage: Eukaryota; Fungi; Ascomycota; Dothideomycetes; Pleosporales; Pleosporaceae
Exons: 4
Coding region: 1-975 (324 amino acids)
Biological process (GO): meiotic DNA double-strand break formation; meiotic DNA double-strand break processing; reciprocal meiotic recombination
Cellular component (GO): nuclear chromosome
Molecular function (GO): DNA binding; DNA topoisomerase type II (double strand cut, ATP-hydrolyzing) activity
Source: RefSeq, a predicted model, not a curated record
AUGGAUACAAGCGAUUUCGAUGACAUGUUGUUCGGUGAACAUGACAUGCAGGCCGCUCCUAGUGAUACGGAAGAGGAGGACUCAGAAGACGAGUUCCUGUUUGCAACUUCCCAACGGGAAAAUAUACCGUGGGAUACUGCCGCCGCGAAAGGCCUGCUGGCGGGCGGCUUUAGGUUGACUCGAAACGAUGGUCAUCAUAUCAAUGGCAUGAGCGAGAAAGAGGUUCGACGAGCGUGCUGGCUCAGUGAUACCUUCCUAACACGUCAGCAGGGGAUACUCGUUCCCAGUGUCAACGAUAACGAUAAUCUCGACUUGACAGACGUGCAAUGGGUUCUCAUUAUCGAAAAGGAGGCGACCUUUAGGUCAUUGAUGAGUUCACCACGGUGGCACACGUUGGGCUCGAGCGGAACAAUACUGACUGCGAAAGGAUAUCCAGACCUCGCUUCACGGAAAUUUCUGAGUCAAUUAGCUGCUAAGGCCCCUCAGAUCCCCAUGUACGCUCUGAUGGACCUUGAUCCUGACGGUAUCGCCAUACUAUCGACGUACAAAUAUGGGUCUUAUCGUCUUGCGCACGAAGACGUUACAUCCACGGAUACAGCCACACCAGGCUUGCCUAACAUCCGCUGGCUCGGUGUAAAGAGUCACCACAUGAGCGGGACUCCGCUAGGCGAAGUGCACACAGAGACGAGCACGAAACCUCAACUCCAAGGCCUGAUGAGACUGACGGCGCGCGACCGCAACAAAGCAGCGCGAAUGCUGGAGUGGAACCUGUGCGCCGAGGAGGGUCCCGAGAAGGGCUGGAGGCAGGAGCUACAGAAGAUGCUGAUGCUCAACGUCAAGGCUGAAAUACAGAUACUUGACGAAAUGCCAGGUGGAUUGGUGUCUUGGUUGAGCGUCAGGCUCGGGCAAACAACGGAACUGGUGCGCGUGCAGCGGAUGGAAGGCGAAAAGCCAGACGACGGGAUGCUCUUUUGA